Hermetia illucens (black soldier fly) is the source of this 584-nucleotide messenger RNA. RefSeq lists its product as uncharacterized. The transcript has 3 exons. The record is from RefSeq and is a predicted model, not a curated record. NCBI's taxonomy places the organism in Eukaryota, Metazoa, Arthropoda, Insecta, Diptera, Stratiomyidae. Bases 35 to 478 code for a protein of 147 amino acids.
AUCUUUUGGGAGCAUUGUUUAUUAAGCGCUUAACAUGGGAAAAUCCGUUUCUUAUCAGAUUAUUUCAUCAGUUAUUCUGAUCAACGUCGGAAUUAGCUUCGCGAUAAAUCAACUUCCUCCUGAAGGAGUAACGACAACAACACAACCUCCUACAGUGUCACUGCCUAGGGUAGAGCUUCCUGAAGGAAUAGGACCUAAGCUACUGCAAAGUUCGCCGAAACCAGUUAAUUUUGGGUCGAGUGUUGUGCGUUCUGAUGGAAGUUUCAACUUUGUUACCAUUAGCACUGGCGUAGACAUUCAAAUUGAAGGUUUCCUGAAGGAUGUAAACGGAACUCGAUCAUUAGUUCUCACCGGAGAAUAUACUUUUCUGAAUUAUUCAAGAUCUUUUCGAGCGGAUGAAAAUGGGUUUCAGGUAUACCUACCCAUAGUUCCAGCGCAAUUGCCAAUCAAAGUACUCCAAACUAUUACCGGAAGAUAAAUGAACAUGAGCUUCAUAAUAAUUGUACGCUAAGCGCGCAAAUAUAUGUAAAUAUUUUGUGGUUGAUUGAAUAAAUGAAUAAAUAAACAUUAUCGGAAAAAAAGAA